GCUCGUGCCACCCCGUUUGUCAUGCUGCCACGAGCCCGUGCCUACAACCGCGAGUGCCUGGACGCGUCCUCACGGAGCAGGAGACAAGAUGAAAUCGGGUCUGCCGCUAUUGAUCCUAUCUGUCUCAGCUGCUGUCUUGUCUGCAGAACGUGAACAAGUAACAAAGCGAGAUGGAGAAACUGUGACUUUGCACAUAAACAAAACAACAGAUCCUCUUAAGAAUUACCUUUGGAGCUACGGGCCUCAACAUCCUGUUCGGGUAAUUACCAUCGUCACCAAUGGGGAGGUCACUGUUGUCAAUGGAACCAGAUUUGGAAACAGGCUACACAUACAUGUAGAAACAGGAUCAAUAACCAUCUCUAACCUCACCACCAAAGACACUGGGGUAUUUCAGGUUCAGAUCAUCACAGAAACAGGACUCCUGACACAAAACUUUAACCUCACUGUCCAAGAUAACUAUGUUAUUACUCAUAACGUUUUGGUGGGGAACAAUGUGACACUGGACCCUGGAGUAAAACAGCUGCAGAAAGAACAUAACGUCUCUUGGACACUGGGAGAGAAUUUCAGUGGGAAGCUGAUAGCUUGGUGGAAAAACUUUGAGAUCUUUAUGGAGGAAAGUUUUAAGGAUGUUCUGCAGCUGAACCCACAGACUGGUUCUCUCUCCAUUAUUGGGGUGACAAAGAACCAGACUGGCUUUUACUGUGUCACAAUACUGCUGGGUGACUACCCCCACAUACGGAGACAACAUUCAGUCAGAGUCUUUGAACCUGUUUCUGAACCGCACGUCUCUCGAGAUACAACACGUUCGCUGAAUGAUGGGAACUGCUCCAUCGUCUGUUCUGAGAAGAACGCACCUGAAGUUACCUUAGCCUGGUACAGUGGAGAGAAGGAGAUCAACCACACCAGCAACAGUGACGUCUGCACCAACCUGACCCUUCCUCUGGAGAUCCACAGUCAGCAUGAAGCAAACUACAGCUGUGAGGCAACCAACCCUGCCAGUAGGAAGACAGUUAGUGUGGACUCCACACAGUGGUGUCCACCUCACAGUGCAGGUCUUAUGACGAUUGUUGCAGGCGUUGUUGCAGGUCUACUGGUGUUUGCACUGGUGGUUGUGGUGUGUGUGCGCAAGCAAAAGAGCAGAAAUGAAGCUACUGAUUGUUUUUGUAUGAGAAAUAUGGCACAAGAGACGCCACCUCAGAACAACCAAGUUUCAGAGGGCAGUUCUGAGGCUGCAGAAGAACAAGGCCUGCUGACAAACAGAUGAGGAAGAUUUGACAGCAUCAGCAUUAAUGAAGUGACUGAUGUCUGCUUUACCAUGUCAGCCAGCACACCUCCAACCCUUUCUGUUCUCACUGAGAGUGUGUGUGUGUGUGUGUGUGUGUGUGUGUGUGUGGUACCUUUGCUUAUUGUAACGUGUCAUCAUUGUUCUUCAUGUAAACUGUUAUCCUAUGUGACACUGAUUAAUUCCCUGAAGAGCAAUAUUUUAAUUUCUUUCUAACUCUGGAAUGCUGUCUCUGUUAGAAAUAGAAACUAUAAAUGAUUAUUGGUGUAUUCAUGGUUGAAAUUAUUCCUGGUGUCUCUGAUCUGGCAUUUAUAUUGAUAUGUUGUCAUUCCUGCUUCACAGGAGAAUCUCCCGUCUUUGUUAAAAUGUUAUUCCAGACUGUUGGCAUUACUGAAUAUUCAGACCGCUGAAAUACAUUACAACUCAGUGAAGAA
Molecule: messenger RNA, 1716 nt
Organism: Scatophagus argus
Lineage: Eukaryota; Metazoa; Chordata; Actinopteri; Scatophagidae
Exons: 7
Coding region: 89-1264 (391 amino acids)
Source: RefSeq, a predicted model, not a curated record